This is a messenger RNA of Linum trigynum, 1790 nucleotides long. The record is from the annotation of a GenBank genome assembly. NCBI's taxonomy places the organism in Eukaryota, Viridiplantae, Streptophyta, Magnoliopsida, Malpighiales, Linaceae.
AUUACUAUUAGGGGGUUGAUAAUUUUUUCUUCAAAUUUAGGGGGUAUCACAAUCCAUUUUGUUACAUUUUGAGAAAAAAUAGUCUUUCGAAAGACGUGUUGGUUGUAGCGUUAUCACUAUCAUACCAUUAUGAUAUGAUGUAUUAUCUUUUUCAUUUUAAAUAAUUAAAAAAACUCACAAAAUAUGAUGUAUUAUCUUUUUCUACAUUUUGAGAAAAUAAAAAUAAGGCAAAAUAUGUGUGUUCGGUUAUCAUAUCAUUGUUGUACCAUGAUACUAUCACUAUGCUAAUAUAAUGAUAUGAUCAUGGUAAGAUGACGUAAAUUUUUUUCCUACAAAUAAAUGAAAAAGAAUAUCAUCUUGUGGAGCACAAACAUGGACAUGAGUUGACGGGGAUAUGUCCUUCUCAUCAAGAGGUUAUGUUGCACAUGGCAUAAGUCUCAAGAGGUCUGUGAUCAUGACUCGAGUGUCAGAAGAGGUCCAUGGGUGAGAGCAAGAAGUAUGUGGCCGCAAGACAAGAGGACCAUGGGCAUGAAGGGAAAGGGCCACGAGUGUGUCACAAGAAGUCCAUGGCCGGAAGCGCGACGACCACAGGCUCUUCACACUAGAAUGACAUGACAUAUAGUGAAGCAAGCUAUACUCUAGGACUCACAAUGGUUUUAGAGAAGCACUAAGGUGGUUGAGGGAGCAACAACCACUCACACCAUUUUGGAAAACAAAUCAAUCACGUCCAAUAAAGAAGAGACCGGUUCUUCAUAACAAUUAUAAAUCAUAUGCUUCUCCACCCAUGCCUAUAAAUGAGAGGGGAGUUUAAUAAAGACCAGGGUUCCCAAAUCAAUACCCUACAUCAAAUUUUAUCUUUUCUUAGAGAAUCUAGUCAUAGAUGUAGUUUGGAGCUUUUGCUAAACCACUACAGGAGUAUAAGUAACUUAACUUAGUUUCUUUCCCAAAAACCAUCAAUGAAACUCGUUCGAACUUAGUUUGAAGAUAUGUGAUUCGUGUCAUUGUAAUUGUUGUUCAAGAAGUCAGAUGCGUUUAGGUCAAAUCAACAUUAGUUUUCCCAAUAGAAAACAAGUUGACACACUUAGUGGAACCUUGUGUUUAAUUUGAUCGAUGCACAACAGAAAAAGGAGAUGAUCCUCUUCAAGAAUUUGAGGUUCGGUGCAAUGAUCAUGUCUCUCGAAAACCCUCCUAGUUGCGCCCAUCGGCCCAGUGUCACCGCAACUAUGGGUAACGUUCUACCUCCUCUAAGCUCCUCCUUCUUUUCUUAUUCUCCUCAUCCUCCAUAAGACAACUACUACUCUCCAAAUCCUCUCUCUAGGAUUUAACAAAAUCCAAAGUAUGUUCAAAUGAGGGAAGAAGACCUCUAUUUAUAGAGAUCUGACAUGGAGAAGUUCGUGGAUAACGAAUGGAAGAUAGCAGAUGCAACCUUCUUUUUCAUGCCUUCAACUCGAAACGGUGACAUGUUCGGCUGCUCGGGAGGUGAGAUUACAUGCCGAAUUUUGCGGUCGCAAACAGAAAUUCUCUGCCUUUAUAUCCUCAUGGUCACCAUUGUGAAGGAUCACGAGGUCGACCAUGAUAUCUUCUGUUCUCUUUGUCUGCAACCUCUCCUAGAUUGCAUCUCAAGCGAUCAGAAAUGGUUGCCGUGAACAUGCAGGGGACAUCAUCUCAUCUUGUCCUCCAUCUUCAUGGUCGUGAACUUGCACCAUGGCUAUGAUCCUUCUUUUGACACUUUUUGCAUACUUAUCAUACACUUGUUCUUGGAUUCUUGAUAAUAACACUUAAAACCUGAA